AUGCCUGAUAUAGACACUAUUGAUAUACCACUAUUUUUACAAAUUUUACGUAACUUCAAGGAUGAUUCUGAUACUUUCUUAGACGAUGCUAUCAAGGAAUAUUAUAUGAUUGUUAAUGAUACUACUACUACUACCACUACAUCAAAUAUAUUAACAUCGCCUUCAUAUCAAACUCCAAAUUAUUCUAACCCAGAUGACAUGUCAAUAUCCAAUUCUACUAGGAACACUAUCAAUGAUAAUAAUAAUCAAAACGAUAUCAAUAGAAGCAACAGUAGCAUAUCUUUAGUAGGCUCCAUGAUGAUGGAUCCAAAUGACAGGAUUAAAUCUAUCCAAUAUUACUCUUCCCCUCCACUGUUACAAUCUAUUGGAAGAGAAAUUAAAAUUAUUUUACCACCAAAACCAGUCGCAUUAUUAUUUGUUAAAAACACUUGGGAACAUUGUUGUGUAUUGUUAAAAUUUUAUCAUAGACCAACGUUUUUAAAACAAUUAGAUGAAUUGUAUAAAACUGAUCCUAAUAAUUACAGUGUUGAACAAAUGAAAUUUUUACCUUUAUGUUAUGCCAUUAUGGCUGUAGGUGCUCUUUUUACUAAAUCAAUUGAACAAAACAACAAUAAUCAUAAUCAUAAUAAUACUAAUAGUAACAAGAGCGCUGGCAAUGAUAAAAAGAAUGACAACAAUAAGGUAAAUAAUGUAACUACUGUUAUUAACAAUAAUAAUAUUGUUUUUAUGGAUAGUAACAAUAAUAUCAUUAAAGAAUCACCUUCCGUUAACACACAGUGGAAAGAAUCAAAUACAGUGAAUAAAAAUAAUUUUAUGCAGGAUGAAGGUUACAAAUAUUUUAUUGCAGCAAGAAAAUUACUCGAUAUCACGAACACAAGAGAUCUAAAUUCAAUUCAAGCAGUACUAGCACUUUUUAUUUUUUUACAGUGUUCUGCUCGUCUUUCUACUUGUUACUCUUAUAUUGGUGUUACAAUGAGAAGUGUACUCAGGGAAGGAUUUCAUAGAAAGGUACCCGAUAAUUCACCAUUAUCUUUAAUUGAAAUUGAAUGUAGAAAAAGAUUAUUUUUCACAAUUUAUAAAUUGGAUAUUUAUGUUAAUGCAAUGUUAGGUUUACCAAGAUCCAUCUCACCUGAAGAUUGGGAUCAAACGUUACCAUUAGAUAUAUCUGAUGAUAAUAUUACAGAUGAUAAAAUAUACUUUGAAAGACAAAAUAAUGUAUUAUCGAGUGCUGGUAUAGCCAAUUAUCACACAAAGUUACUAUUUAUUUUGGAUUCAAUUAUGAGAGAAUUAUACCCGAUCAAAAAGACAAAUAAUGUCAUAUCGCAUAAGACUGUUACCCAAUUAGAGAUUAAAUUAAAAAAUUGGGUAGAUUCAUUACCAAUGGAAUUAAAGCCAAAUGCCAAAACAAUACCCCCAAAAUAUGAAAGAGCCAAUAAACUAUUACAUUUAUCUUUCUUGCAUGUUCAAAUAAUUUUAUAUAGACCAUUCAUUCAUUUCCUUUCAAGAAACUUUGUGUCUUCUAAUACUGAUAAAUUAUCAUUACAAAGAGCUAAUAAUUCAAUUGUAGUCGCUAGAACUGUAGUAAGGAUGGCACAAGAUAUGGUUAAUAAAAAUUUGAUAUCAGGCUCAUAUUGGUAUGCAUGUUAUACAAUUUUUUAUUCAGUAGCAGGUUUAUUAUUCUAUAUCCAUGAAGCUGAUUUGCCAGAUAAAGAUAGUGCAAGAAAAUAUUAUGAAAUUUUAAAAGAUGCAGAAUGCGGUAGAAACGUUUUAAUACAAUUAAAGGAUACUAGUAUGGCGGCAAAUAGAACCUACAAUAUUUUGAAUAAAUUGUUUGAAAAAUUAAAUUCCAAGACCAUUCAAUUGUCAGCAAAAUACAGCUCAUCCUUUACUCGAAAGCCUCCAUUAAAUGAGACAUUCAGUACUGCAUCGUCAGAUAUUAGUCAAACUUCUAGUUAUAACGUAGAGAAGUUUGUUAAAGAUGUUCCAACAUUUUCUGACUACUUGGACCAAAAUAUCUCCUCUGAUUUUGUUAAAAGUAUUAGGACAUCAUCCACAAAUUCAGUUAAUCAGUUUGCUAGUAGUGGGGAUCUUAUUACAGAUAAUAAUGUCAUUAAUACAAAGAAUGAUUAUAGUAAUGAUGAUAGUUCUAAAACUACAGGCAUUAAGGCUGUGGUCGAUAAUAAUGAUGAUUUCUUUGUUAAAACAGCCCCGACAAAUAGUAACAAUAUGUCAGGUCCAAGUAUAAAGAAGGAACAAAUUUUCGAUUUCUCAGAUUCCUGUAUUACAAAUCCAACAGUUAGUUGCUUAAAGAAUAAUUCUGUGACCCAAUCUGGUUUGGAUACAUCUUUGUUAAUCUCACAAAAUGUUGAUAAUAAUAAUAAUAAUAACGAGCAUACUGAUAAUAUCGGUUCGGUAAAAUCAGAACCAUUAAGUGAUGACAAUAUUGGAAUAUUUGAUGUUUUCGAUAAACUAGAUGCCCAAUUAUUUGGUAAAGAUAAUGUAGAAAGUCAAUAUCAAAACCCUGCAAAUUUUAAGUUUGAUCAAAGUUAA
Molecule: messenger RNA, 2550 nt
Organism: Arxiozyma heterogenica
Lineage: Eukaryota; Fungi; Ascomycota; Saccharomycetes; Saccharomycetales; Saccharomycetaceae
Product: fungal specific transcription factor domain-containing protein
Exons: 1
Coding region: 1-2550 (849 amino acids)
Biological process (GO): DNA-templated transcription; positive regulation of transcription by RNA polymerase II
Cellular component (GO): nucleus
Molecular function (GO): sequence-specific DNA binding; zinc ion binding
Source: RefSeq, a predicted model, not a curated record